This is a messenger RNA of Camelina sativa (false flax), 2451 nucleotides long. NCBI's taxonomy places the organism in Eukaryota, Viridiplantae, Streptophyta, Magnoliopsida, Brassicales, Brassicaceae. The record is from RefSeq and is a predicted model, not a curated record.
UCUGUAAUUAGAUCACAAGAAUCUCUCUUUCAACUUCUCUCUCUCUCCUAUGACAAAACAAUACACAAGAGAAUAAGAAGAAGAAGAUUAAAAGAGUGAAAAGCUUGAGAUGAUGAAGUAAGAAGAAGUCAUCUUCUUUCUUGCGGAGAAAGUUAGAAGUUGAAGAGACAAAAGGUGAGACCUUUCAUACAUCUUUCGAUUUCUUGAUUUAGACCUACAAUGCAAAUUCUGAUUCUUGACUAGGGUCUAACUCUGUUUCUCGAUCUUAGCCUGAUUCUUUCUAGUUUGACUUGUUCUGAAUCGAAAAAUUAGGUUGAGAUUUUGAUCCAUUUACUGGUUUUGUACGACUUGAAAAAUAUUGGAGAUUCUGAUUUGGGGAUCAAAUGGAGAACGUUGAUGUUUCAAAGUACAUACACAGCUCUGUGCACAGAGCCGUUGCUUCUAAAGACUAUGUUGGUCUUAAGUCAAUACUGUCUUCUCUUCCAAAGCCUAAAGAUCCUUGUGAGAUUCAAACAGAAGCAGCUUCAUUAGCCGAAGAAGCAAAAUCAGAUGCCAUUUCUGCUGUGAUUGAUAGAAGAGAUGUUCCAAGCCGCGACACGCCGCUACAUUUAGCUGUGAAGCUAUGUGACUCAACAUCAGUUGAAAUGCUUAUGGUGGCUGGAGCUGAUUGGACUUUACAGAACGAGGAAGGGUGGAACGCGUUGCAAGAAGCUGUUUGCGGUAGACAAGAAGCGAUUGCGAUGAUUAUAGUCAGGCACUAUCAGCCACUUGCUUGGGCUAAAUGGUGUAGGAGACUACCUCGUUUGAUAGCUACGAUGAGUAAGAUGAAAGAUUUUUACUUGGAGAUGAGUUUUCACUUUGAAAGCUCUGUUGUGCCUUUUGUCUCUAAGGUUGCACCGUCUGAUACUUAUAAGGUUUGGAAGGUGGGAUCUAAUUUGAGAGCUGAUAUGACUAUGGCUGGUUUUGAUGGGUUCAAGAUUCAACGGUCUGAUCAGAGUAUAUUGUUUCUUGGUGAUGGGUCAGAGGAUGGUGAAGUUUCUCGUGGAUCUCUUUACAUGGUGAAUCAUAAAGACAAAGAAGUGGUGAAUGCAUUGGAUGGUGCUUGUGGAGUUCCAUCAGAAGAAGAUGUUAAGAAAGAAGUGGCUGCGAUGUGUAAGAGCAAUAUCUUUAGACCAGGGAUUGAUGUGACACAAGCUGUUCUGUCUCCUCAGACGAAUUGGAGGAGGCAGGAGAAGAGUGAGAUGGUUGGUCCUUGGAAAGCUAAGGUUUAUGAGAUGAACAAUGUGGUUGUUAGCAUUAAGUCUAGAAAGGUUCCUGGUGCAUCGGGUGAUCAGAAAGAGAACGGCGAUGAUGAUCUCUGCGAUGUUUUAACAGAUGAAGAGCAAAAGCAACUAGAAGCUGCUCUUAAGUUAGAUUUACCAGACUUCCCAAAUGUAAGUGGUGAGAAUGGUUUCAUUGAUCAUCAUCAGCAGCACGACGAUCAUAUUGAAGUUCCUGCCAUGGAUUUUAGUCAGUCUAACAAGAAAGGAGAGAAGAAAGGUUGGUUAGGAGGAUGGAGAAAAAAAGAGAGUAAACAAGAGAAGCAAAUUCAAUACGCACCACCGAGAAGCUCCCUUUGUGUGAAUGAGAAAGUGAGUAAUCUCUUGGGAGAGUCUAAUCAGAUAAAACCAGGAAGACACUCAGUAGAUAAUGAGCAUUAUAGGAAACCAAAAGCAUCAGUCUCUGGUAAGACACACCAAGAAAGUGAAUACAAGAAAGGGUUACGUCCUGUUCUCUGGCUAUCUCCAAACUUCCCAUUACAAACUGAAGAGCUGCUUCCUUUACUUGACAUACUUGCAAACAAAGUUAAAGCUAUACGUCGUCUCAGAGAACUUCUUACCACAAAGCUUCCCACUGGAACAUUUCCAGUCAAGGUUGCUAUACCAGUGGUACCUACGAUAAAAGUGCUAGUUACAUUUACAAAGUUUGAAGAAAUUGAGCCUGUAGAUGAGUUUAAGACGCCUCUCUCGAGCCCGACUGCUUCUGGAUAUGAGAGUCCAGCUGCUGCAACUGACUUCACAAACUCAUCGUCGUCGUGGUUUCGUCGGUCUAGAUCAAACAAAGAUGGUUCGACGAGUAGUAGUAGUAAGUCGAAAACGUUACAAGACCCAUUUGCUAUUCCCACAGGUUAUACUUGGGUGAGUCUUGAAUCAAAGAAAAGGAAACAAGAUAAACAACAAAAACCCAAAAAGGGUAAAAAGGCAGAACAAGGCUAACUAAUAAUCACUUCAACAAGUCUUGAGAACAUAUAAUAACUAACCUACGCAGGUCUUCUUCAUGAGAUUUGGUCGUGAGUAUACAUAUAUCAAAGAAAGGCUUAUGCUUUAUUGAAGUGGUUCACACAGUCAUUUUUUUGUAACAUAAACUGAAGACAUUUGCAAUAAUGUAUGUUUUAAAUUCGGUUGGGAUUUA